Molecule: messenger RNA, 1982 nt
Organism: Medicago truncatula (barrel medic)
Lineage: Eukaryota; Viridiplantae; Streptophyta; Magnoliopsida; Fabales; Fabaceae
Product: lipase
Exons: 8
Coding region: 317-1714 (465 amino acids)
Source: RefSeq, a predicted model, not a curated record
AACACAAAACAAAAAACAAAAAAAACCGCGUAUAUAUAACUUCCACAACAACAAUAACAAACAACAAUUGAACUUUCACCUCUAUCAACACCUUCCAUUCAUUAUUAACCUUAAAAGGAAACAAAUUUUGUUUAUGUAAAAUCAAGGGUUUUUCAUUCAUCAAGGGUUGAACCAUUUUUUGAUUUUAACCCUUUUAUUCUGAUUUCAAGAGCCUUCUUUUUUGUUUAAUUUUUUUUUAGAGGCUAAAAGAAGGCUCUUGUGAAUUCAAACAAAGUUUUGAUUUUUGCUUCUGGGUCAUUGUUGAAUUUGCAAAAAAAUGUUGAGAAUUUGGUUUAGUUAUUUGCAAUUGUUGGAGCUAUUUGUGAGUUCAUUGGUUCAUUUGCUUUAUGGGUUUUACAUAUUUAGUUCAGCUGUUGCUGGAGAUCUAUCAAUUGUUGUUAAUGAAUAUUUUCAAAAGGAUAAGAUGAAGAAUGAUGUUGUGGUUCAAGAGAAUUUGAAAAUUGAUGAAAAAGAUUCAAAAUUUGAUAAUGAUCUUCCUCCUAUUGUUUUGGUUCAUGGAAUUUUUGGAUUUGGCAAAGGGAGAUUAGGUGGUUUAUCAUAUUUUGCUGGAGCAGAGAAGAAAGAUGAAAGGGUUCUUGUUCCUGAUCUAGGGUCUUUAACAAGCAUCUAUGAUAGGGCUAGAGAAUUGUUCUAUUAUUUGAAAGGAGGACAAGUUGAUUACGGCGAAGAACAUAGCAAGGCGUGUGGACAUUCGCAGUUUGGAAGAGUCUAUGAACAAGGACAUUAUCCUGAAUGGGAUGAGGAUCAUCCUAUUCAUUUUGUUGGGCAUUCAGCUGGAGCACAGGUUGUUCGUGUCUUGCAACAAAUGCUUGCUGAUAAGGCAUUCAAGGGAUAUGAAAACACUUCAGAAAACUGGGUGUUAAGUCUCACAGCCUUAUCAGGAGCAUUUAAUGGGACAACAAGAACAUACUUUGAUGGCAUGCAGCCAGGAGACGGGAAAACAUUGAAACCUAUUUGCCUGCUACAACUUUGCCGAAUUGGAGUGAUACUUUAUGAUUGGUUAGACAUUUCCUGGCUGAAAAACUACUACAAUUUCGGGUUUGAUCACUUCAACAUGUCAUGGAGAAAGAUGGGCAUAUGGGGUCUUGUUGAUUGUCUAUUGGGGAAUGCAGGUCCAUUUGCAUCAGAGGAUUGGAUCCUCCCUGAUCUUACAAUUCAAGGGUCCAUAAAAAUCAACUAUCAUCUGCGUACGUUCCCAAACACAUACUACUUCAGCUACGCGACCAAGCAAACAAGGAAGAUCAUGGGCGUCACGGCUCCUUCAAGCAUAUUUGGAGUUCAUCCCCUGCUUUUCAUAAGAGUGUUGCAAAUGAGCCAGUGGACUCAUCCUUCAGAUGUUCCUCCCCCUUAUAAAGGAUACAGGGAUGAGGACUGGCAAGACAAUGAUGGAGCACUAAACACAAUAUCUAUGACUCAUCCUCGAUUACCGAUCGAACACCCCAACCAUUGCGUGGAAAAGGAAUCAGAUUGCCAUCCAAUGCAACCGGGCAUCUGGUACUACAAAUAUGUGGAGGGUGAUCAUGUCUUGUUCAUUAUUAACCGCGAGAGAGCAGGAGUACAGUUUGACUUGAUCUAUGACAGUAUUUUCGAACGCUGCAGGAAACACGUAUUUAGAAAGAAGCUUCCAACAAUGCCUAAUGAAAUUCAUCACUAGCACAUAAUGUUUUACUCUCUUCCCUGUUGAAUUUAAAGAGAGUAUGUCUUGUGAUAUAGGCCAUUCAUUUCAAUUAGAUGACUCCCCUUCACCUUUGUAAAUGUAAAUUCUAUAUAAAUACUGCAUUUUCCCUCACAUUUAUACCAACAAUUUCUGUAAUUUGUAGGAUUUUAAGAGAGAAAUAUCAGAGGCUUUAGAUAUAUCAACAAUCACAUCAAUAGUGUAUACAAUUGCAUCCGUAUAUGAAAUAUCAUUGAAGUUUCUGGUC